UCCAAGUCAACUCGAGUUAAACGAUGAGUACCGAGUGUCAAGUAGGCUACUAGUAAUUAAGUGCCCAUGGCCUGAGGUUUGCCCUUCUGAACCUUAAAAUUUUGCGCCAGAGACUCUGAACACAAAUUCGCGCAUGAAUACAGAACCUCGAAAUGUCGCUGUGCAAGCUCAAGCCUGAGACACUGUGCGAGACAGACCGUGUACGCACGUAUCACAACAUAUCCUAUCAAGAUCAUUAUCUUGUUACCGUUCGACGGGCCUAUUUUAUGUCUCUUACUUCUUUAGAGGUGGUGAGAUGAAGCUGCUUGACGACACAUCCAGGUUUAUUUUUUGAAUGAUCUGUGUUCAAUGCCGGGAACCGAGUCAAUCGAAAUAUACACCUGUGAAUCAGAUUUCGACUUGCCUGCCGAAGACAUGCGUAUUCAUGGCUACGGCACAUAAUAGCAUCCGUGCAGUUGUGUUGCUGCUCGUCGAGAAGGUCUUGCACCCCGGCGAGCGUGUCGUCGCCACCCUGCGUCGUCCAGAGCAUCUCGCUGACCUUGCCUCCAAAUAUCCAUCCACUCAGCUUCUCGUGGUCGAGUUAGAUGUCGUGAAGACUGAACACAUUGAGCGUGCCUUUGAGCAGACCAAAAAGCACUUCGGUCGUCUCGACAUUGUGGUCAACAAUGCCGGCUACGGCUUGUUUGCAGAGAUCGAAGUCGCUCCCGAGGAAGAGACCAGGAAACAGAUUGAGGUCCUCUUCUGGGGACCGGUCCACAUCAUCAAACGAGCUAUCCCAUUCAUGAGAGACAUCAACCCGUCAGGUCAAGGCGGUCAUAUCCUCAACAUCUCCUCCAGCGGUGGGCAUCAAGCCCAUCCCGGAAUCGCAUUCUACAACGCAGGCAAAUUUGCCCUGGAGGGAUUAACCGAGUCCCUCUCGAAAGAGAUGCUUCCAGAGUGGAACAUCAUCAAGGCAACCAUUGUUGAGCCAGGAGGCUUCCGUACAUCAUGGGGUCACUCCUCGCUAGUGAAGGUUCGCACUCUCCCCGCAUAUGAGCAACCUCAUGCACCGUUCAACGUACUUCGCAACAUGUUGGGGCAUGAUAGUUUCUUGCUUGCUGACCCUAAGAAAGCUGCAGACGCAAUGUUUUCUAUCGCGGGACGUAAGGAUCUUCCUCUCCGAAUCCAGCUCGGGACGGAUGCGCACAUGAUGGUAGUUGCUGAAGCGGAGAAGACGAUCAAGAAUGCAAAGACUGCUGAAUGGGAAGCGUUGGCGCACUCGACUAACUUUGAUGGUGUGGACACGGCUAAGAUCGUUGAGCAGCUGACGGCGGCGUUGAAAGCUUAGAAGUUAAGCUGAAGGAUACAUUGAAUAUCUUAGAAGAUGCAGUCCAAUAUCGGUCAAUACCCGCGUUAGUGACAAUGCAAAUCGUUUAUUCCGUUUACAGUCUGAGUAUAUAGUAAUAUUACUAUUAUAUGCGC
Somion occarium is the source of this 1461-nucleotide messenger RNA. The record is from the annotation of a GenBank genome assembly. NCBI's taxonomy places the organism in Eukaryota, Fungi, Basidiomycota, Agaricomycetes, Polyporales, Cerrenaceae.